Polypterus senegalus (gray bichir) is the source of this 3112-nucleotide messenger RNA. Its product is annotated as butyrophilin subfamily 1 member A1-like. NCBI's taxonomy places the organism in Eukaryota, Metazoa, Chordata, Cladistia, Polypteriformes, Polypteridae. The transcript is spliced from 20 exons. The coding region runs from base 106 to 1830 and encodes 574 amino acids. Gene Ontology annotation, molecular function: protein binding. The record is from RefSeq and is a predicted model, not a curated record.
AAUGUCCUGUAGGUGUUGACGAGGAUACAACCUUGAUCGACGCCCGUAGCCACUACAGUCAAACGUAUUACUCCAUUGUUGCUGUUUUUAACACGAAAACUGGAGAUGAAAACAAGUAUGAAUUUUGCUGUGAUAAAUGGAUACCUUAUUUUCAUGGCACUUUUACAGUUUUGUAAGUCUCAGCAAGGAACAUUUACAGUGGAAACCUUAUCUCCCACUGUUGCCGGCCAUUUGAAUGGUGAUGUUAUACUUCCAUGUGCUCUUUCUCCGAAGAGCAGUGCAGUUGGAUUAGAGAUCAGGUGGGUGAGGAAGGGAUUACCAGAACCAGUCCAUUUGUACAUUAAUGGAAAUGAUAACUUUCAGCUACAAAACAAAGACUAUCAAGGAAGGACACAGCUUUACAGCGAGGAACUGAAGAAUGGAAAUGUGUCUCUACUGUUGAAGAACAUCAGACUUUCUGAUGCAGCUAAUUAUACAUGCUCUGUUCUCAGAACAAAGUGGUUUGGAGAGAGCUCAAUAGAACUGAAAGUUUUAGCCACUGGUCGCACACCCAGGAUCACUUUCGAUGGUCGUCAAGGUAAUGGGAUUGGAUUGUCCUGCAUGUCAAGUGGAUGGCACCCUAAACCCCAGGUCCUGUGGCUUUCCAAUGUUGGGACAGAUCUCACCUCUCGUUCAGAAACCAAAUUUGAAAAAGACAAAGACAGACUGUACAGUGUGCGAAGCAACUUCAAAAUUGAGGCAAAUGACCAUGACGGAGUAACUUGUCGAAUUAGAGGUCUGCAGGAUACAGAAUUAACUGAAGCCAGAGUUCAGAUCAAUGCUGAUUUGUUCCAAACCAGUUCACCCUGGAAGGCCGGUUUUGCUGUUACAUUUCUAUUCCUUCUCCUUGCACUUGGACUCCUGGGUGCAGCUUUCUUGUAUUGGAUGAAAAACAGAGUUUUUAUAGCCAUCCAGGAAUCUGAAAAGAAAGAUGAAGAAUCAUGUCAAGAGACAACAGCAAAACUAGCAGAAUCUGAAAAGCCGCUACUAGAAGAGAAAGAUAUGCACAUCAAACAUUUAGAAUCUGAGAUUACACGAAUUAAAAAAGAUAAAGAAAAUCUAACAAAACACAGAGACUCUGACAUACAACAAAUAAAAGAUGAAAAGGAUAAUCACAUCAGACAUUUGGAAACUGAGAUAGAGAAAAGUAGAAAAGAGGAAAAAAACUUAAAGGAACAACUGGGAACGGCAAAAUCAGAGAGCGAAAAGUUGAAACAAGACUGCAGUGACCUUCACAAUGAAAUAAAAAACCGAGGAUACGUCUCAAACCAAGAGCUUGAGGAGAUGCGCUCAGUACGAGCUAAUAUAACAAUAAGCCAAGACAAAUCAUCAAAGAAUGUUAAAGUGUCAGAAGAAGGAAAGAAGGUCAGGGCAAAAACAACAAUCAAGCUAACAGGAUGGGACUGUGCCAUUGCCAAUGAGAGCUUCUCUGCUGGGAGACACUACUGGGAGGUAAACAUGGGAGACAUUCCUGAAUGGAGACUGGGUGUCACAAGUAACUCAGACUUUACUGAAGAAAAAAACAAGACUAAGGCCAGGCAGUAUUACUUGGCACUGAAGUGGAAAGAUAAGAAGUUUACUGCUGUAAAUGGUGAACAAAAAACAGAGCUGACUUCAAAACAGAAGGCCAGAGUGAUUGGAGUGUUUCUGGAUUAUGACAAAGGACGGCUUUCCUUCUACAAUUUAGAUGACACUUCUCAUAUUCACACUUUGAUAUUCACCACUAAACUGCCCCUCUAUCCUCUUUUUAACUGUGUCAGCUCUGACAAAGAUCUUGUUAUUUUGUCUUAAGUAGCAAAUGGAAUGGAAGAGUCAAAGACAGACAGGACUACAGUCUUAUGUUCAAGCAGAGCAAAGUGACCUCUUACACAUGUAAUAUUACUGUGUUGUAAUAUAAAACAAAUCUGAUGGUAACCUAAUGCAUCUUAUACAUUAAUGUUUAUAGUUUCCUAUGAUGAAUUGAAAUUUAUGAAUUAAAGUAAACCACACUAUUGUUGGACUGAAAACUGAAUACAAGCUGAACUUUUCUUCUGAAGUCUCAUUUAGCGUUUUCAUGUCAGGCGUUGCAGAGAACCAAUGUGAAUCAGGCUGCUGUCAAAAAAAUGGAAUUCUCUGAAAUAUUUAGAUUUAUGUUUCUAAAUCUCCUUUUUACUUUCAGUAACUACACUGCACAGAUUGAAAACAUUUUCAGUGUUUAAUCCAAUCAUUUACAUAAUAUGGUAUUUGCCUUUGUCCAAAAAGAGUUUAUUUGUAAAUGAGAGCCUUUAGAUCAAAUAUUAUGUAAAGGUGCUGCAGGUGGUACAGCAUUCACUCAUAUUCUAGCUCUCCUUCUGAGGAAUGACCAGUUGAAGUUUUGAAAAACAUUAAUGCCAGCAUACAGCGUUAGGAGAAGUGACCAAUUCUCUUUUAUAAUGCAUAAAAAGUGCCAGUUAACAGUUAAUACUAGCAAGAAAUAUGUAUUUAGAAUAAAAAUAUUUCAAUUAGAGAACAUUUACUUCAUAGAGGUGUAUUGAAGAUUAAACACUGCCUCUUCUGCCAAAAUACUGUAUAUAUAAAAUGACACUUUAUAUUAAUGCCUUACAUGCAUAGUGAUCUCAUGCUUAUUUGUUUUGCAAAGUCAGUGUGUAUAUGAAAAAAAAAAUAGCUGGUACUAAGUAUUUAUAAAUAUUGAUUUUUUUCAUAGUUAAUGUUCCAUUUAUUCCAGAUAAAGCGCCAUUUUGCCGUUAUUUUUAUUGAUGUAGAGAACUACUUGUCCUCUAUUACUGCAUUCGUUCCUAUCAGACCCACAUUGACAGAUCUCGUACUUACAAAUGAAGCCUUUUUUAUAUGGAAUAAGAGUAGAAAGUAAGUAGUUCUGUCCAUUACAGCUAUACAUGAAUAGGAGGAAAACUAUUCUGUGCAAAUUUGUUAGUUAAUAUCAAAUUUAAAUUACUAACACAGUCAUGCAUUUAAUUCACACUUUAUAUUUUAAACAUGAGUAAUAUUUGAUUUUUUCAGUUACAAACAGCUCAAUUUUGUGUUGUGUAAAACAUCUUGAUUAACAGAAAAUAAUAAAAUAAUGUCAGCUAAACAA